Messenger RNA from Phoenix dactylifera (date palm), 1872 nucleotides. RefSeq names its product lipoamide dehydrogenase 2 (gene MTLPD2). Gene Ontology annotation, biological process: 2-oxoglutarate metabolic process; pyruvate metabolic process. Lineage: Eukaryota; Viridiplantae; Streptophyta; Magnoliopsida; Arecales; Arecaceae. Gene Ontology annotation, cellular component: mitochondrion; oxoglutarate dehydrogenase complex. The record is from RefSeq and is a predicted model, not a curated record. Gene Ontology annotation, molecular function: dihydrolipoyl dehydrogenase (NADH) activity; flavin adenine dinucleotide binding.
GUCACCUCUCAGUUCUCUCUCUCUCAAGAAGAAAGAAGGAGAAGAAGAAGGGAAGGCGGCGGCGGAGAAGCGAUGGCGAUGGCGAUGGCUUGCUUGGCGAGGCGGAGGGCCGGCGAGCUCGUUCGGCCGGGGGGGAUGUGGGGUGCCGCCCUCUACCGGGGUUUCGCGGCGGCCGCGGCGGAGGAGAACGACGUGGUGGUGAUAGGCGGCGGGCCCGGAGGGUACGUGGCGGCGAUCAAGGCCGCACAGAUGGGGCUCAAAACCACCUGCAUCGAGAAGCGCGGGAGCCUCGGCGGCACCUGCCUCAACGUUGGUUGCAUCCCCUCCAAGGCACUUCUUCACUCCUCUCACAUGUAUCAUGAAGCCAAGCAUGCAUUCUCAAGCCAUGGUGUCAAGUUUUCUCAGCUUGAAAUCGAUCUUCCAGCUAUGAUGGCACAGAAAGACAAAGCAGUCUCUGGUCUCACCCGAGGAAUUGAAGGCCUUUUCAAGAAAAACAAGGUAAACUAUGUCAAAGGCUUUGGUAAGUUUGUUUCCCCCUCUGAAGUAUCGGUCGACAUGCUUCAAGGGGAAAAUACUGUCGUCAAGGGCAAGCAUAUCAUAAUUGCUACCGGUUCUGAUGUCAAAUCCCUCCCUGGAGUCACAAUUGAUGAGAAGAAGAUUGUUUCAUCCACUGGAGCUCUAUCUUUAUCAGAAAUCCCAAAGAAACUGGUGGUUAUUGGUGCAGGAUACAUUGGAUUGGAGAUGGGUUCUGUUUGGGGGCGACUCGGUUCAGAGGUGACUGUUGUUGAGUUUGCACCAGACAUUGUCCCAACCAUGGAUGGAGAGGUUCGGAAGCAAUUCCAGCGCAUGCUUGAGAAACAGAAAAUGAAGUUCAUGCUUAAGACAAAGGUUGUUGGUGUUGACACAUCUGGAGAUGGGGUAAAAUUGACCGUCGAACCUGCAGCUGGUGGAGAACAGAGCACACUUGAAGCUGAUGUAGUUCUUGUCUCAGCUGGUAGGGCCCCAUUCACAGCUGGCCUUGGGCUGGAAACUAUUGGUGUCCAGACUGACAAGGUUGGAAGAAUACCAGUUGAUCACCAUUUCAUGACAAAUGUAAAAGGAGUAUAUGCUAUUGGAGAUGUGAUUCCAGGACCGAUGCUUGCUCACAAGGCAGAAGAGGACGGUGUUGCAUGUGUAGAGUUUAUUGCAGGUAAGGAGGGCCAUGUGGACUAUGAUCUGGUUCCUGGGGUGGUAUAUACACAUCCUGAGGUGGCAUCAGUUGGUAAAACAGAGGAGCAGGUGAAGGCCUUGGGGGUGAGUUAUAGGGUGGGCAAGUUCCCAUUCCUAGCAAACAGCCGUGCAAAGGCCAUUGAUGAUGCUGAGGGAUUGGUGAAGAUACUGGCUGAGAAAGAGACUGACAAAAUACUGGGAGUGCACAUAAUGGCACCCAAUGCGGGGGAACUUAUCCAUGAGGCUGUGCUAGCGCUCCAAUAUGGAGCUUCAAGCGAAGACAUAGCUCGAACAUGCCAUGCACACCCAACUAUGAGUGAGGCUGUGAAGGAAGCUGCUAUGGCUACUUACGACAAACCCAUUCACAUAUAGUGGUCACUUGCUAGCUCAUGAACUUGCAAGAUUUUGAAAUAAUUUUUGGAUACAUUGACAGAAAACCUCUUUAAUUUUUCACCCUGUUUAUUGUUGCUGUAAGCGCUUGUUUAUAAGAUCUUGCUCAUGUUUCAUACGUUAUGUCAUCUGCUUUCAUGAUUAUUUCUUCUGGAUCAGAAUAAAAGCAGAAAACUAUAGAGUGAGACACCUGGUAGGGCUCCAAGAAAAUUCAGCAAACGCUGUGCUUCAGAACACAAAUUUCAGUUAUUUUAUUUAUUUUAUUUUAUUUUA